AUGUCAGAGGGAAAUGUGAUUGAUGUCAGAAACAAGAAGUCGGGGUCAUGCGGAUGCAAACCAGUGGAAUAUUCAGAUGAAUUUCUCCAAUCAGUGCCUCUGUACAAGAGAACAACAGAGAGAAGCUAUGCAGCAGCUCUAAAGAUAUCACAUGUCGCCAUUCACAAUUUGAAGAAAAGAGGCAGACUUAGAACUCACACAAGCACAAACAGACCAGCACUUACUUCUAAUCAUAAGGUUGCAAGGUUAAAGUGGGCUUUAGCUCAUGUUAACCCUAUUCCUGCAGUUGGGGACCCAACAUUUCUGAACAUGCAACAGUCAAUUCAUAUUGAUGAAAAGUGGUUCUGGUUGAACCUAGAAACAAGGAGGUUUUACGUGCUGCCAAAAGAGGAAAAUCCAUACAGGUGCCAACAGUCCAGAAGGUUCAAAAUCAAAGCCAUGUUUAUGGCAGUGUUUGGUAAACCUCUAUAUGAUGCUAACAAAAACUUGCUACAUGAUGGCAAAUAUGGUAUGUUCCCUUUUGUAUUAAAAAAGAGAGCAUUAAAGUCAAGUAAGAAUAGAGUGGCAGGGAUAUUAGAGACUAAGGCAAUAGAGAGUGUCACAAAGAAAGUGACAAGGAAAAUGUUGGUUGAACAAGUUAUACCAGCAAUCAAAAGCAAGUGGCAUCCAAGCCUGCCUAAAAAUGUGUUCAUACAAUGGGAUAAUGCAAGACCACACCAAAUCCCAACAGAUGCAGAGUUUCAAGAAGCAUGCACAUAA
This is a messenger RNA of Chenopodium quinoa (quinoa), 759 nucleotides long. RefSeq lists its product as uncharacterized. The transcript has a single exon. The coding region runs from base 1 to 759 and encodes 252 amino acids. The record is from RefSeq and is a predicted model, not a curated record. Gene Ontology annotation, molecular function: nucleic acid binding. Lineage: Eukaryota; Viridiplantae; Streptophyta; Magnoliopsida; Caryophyllales; Amaranthaceae.